AUGUCUACCGACACCUACAAAGUGACCAUAGGUCUUCGUGCGCCGCCAAUGGAUUACAGGCAGUUCACCAGGGAAAAAGUGAACCGCAAGCGGGCCGAUAUGUACACCUCGUCGCGUGACUCCUUCCUGAAGCUUAAUCCCGAAGCUCGGAAGAAGAUCUACAACCCGCUCCCCAAGGAAGUGUUUAUCGAGAACACUCAACAGGCUGCUGAGCAUGCCAAACGUGUUGAGGCUGAAGAGAGCGGGGCCCCAAUUUGGCCGCAGGCCGGUAUCGUCCCUCGCAACCGGUGUCGUGAAUGGCGCGAGAACGGGUUUGGUUCGAUCCCAUCUACAGUUCGGCCUCACAGACGGUGA
Messenger RNA from Phytomonas sp. EM1, 354 nucleotides. Lineage: Eukaryota; Euglenozoa; Kinetoplastea; Trypanosomatida; Trypanosomatidae. The record is from the annotation of a GenBank genome assembly.